Messenger RNA from Oryza sativa Japonica Group (Japanese rice), 4212 nucleotides. Its product is annotated as ABC transporter B family member 4. Gene Ontology annotation, molecular function: ATP binding; ATP hydrolysis activity; ABC-type oligopeptide transporter activity. Gene Ontology annotation, cellular component: plasma membrane. Lineage: Eukaryota; Viridiplantae; Streptophyta; Magnoliopsida; Poales; Poaceae. Gene Ontology annotation, biological process: transmembrane transport. The record is from RefSeq and is a predicted model, not a curated record.
GAAGAGACCCGACAAAUUUAUAAAACGGAGACGGGCAGAGAUCGAGUAGCCUCUCACUUAACCAGAGAUUCAGAGGAGCAGCAGCUAGGUAGCUAGCUGAGAGAAACAGUAACUCUUGCCAAUGGCGUCGACUGCAGGUAGAGGAGAGGAUGAUGAGAGGGAGAAGAAGAAGAAGGAAGGGAGCGGCAACGACGGCGACGCCGGGAAGCUGCCGUUCCUGGGGAUGUUCAGGUACGCCGACGGCGUCGACAAGGCGCUGAUGGCGGUCGGCACGGUGGCGGCGAUGGCGAACGGCAUGUCGGAGCCGCUCAUGACCGUCGUCUUCUCCGCGGUCAUCGACUGCUUCGGCGGCGACGACGUCAGUACCGUUCUCCACCGGGUCAGCAAGGUUGUUCUGUAUUACAUCUACUUGGGAGUGGGAACAUCAAUGGCUUCUUUUCUCCAGGUGUCAUGUUGGACAAUGGCUGGAGAAAGGCAGUCGGCAUGCAUUCGAUCCUUGUACCUCGAAGCGAUUAUCACACAAGACAUUGCAUUCUUUGAUGUGGAGAUGACAACUGGAGAAGCUGCUUCUAGAAUAUCUGCAGAUACCGUACUGAUCCAAGAUGCCCUUGGUGAGAAGGUAGGAAAAUAUAUACAGGUUUUGACAGCCUUUGUAGGUGGUUUUGUCAUCGGAUUCAUAAGAGGCUGGAUGCUGGCUCUUGUUGUGAUGGCUUGUAUACCUCCAAGUAUUUUCUCUUUUGCAUUAGUCUCUCGAUUACGGGCUCAAAUAUCUGGAAAGACGCAUGUAUCAUAUAGCUAUGCGGGGAAUGUUGUUGAGCAGACCAUUGGAUCUAUACGAAUGGUUGUCUCCUUCAAUGGUGAGAAGAGAGCAAUUACAAUGUAUAAUACUCUCAUAAAAAAGGCAUACAAGGCCACUAUCAUGGAAGGGAUUAUCAGUGGUUUUGGAAUAGGCUCUAUCUUUUUUGUUGUUUACUGCAGUUACUCUCUUGCAUUUUGGUAUGGUGCCAAGUUAGUCAUUAGCAAAGGCUACACUGGAGGGCAAGUCAUCAAUGUCGUAUUUGCAAUUUUGACUGGUUCAAUGGCUAUAGGUAACGCAUCACCCUCUAUUUCUGCUAUUGCAGAAGGCCAAUCUGCAGCUCAUAGGUUAUUCGAAAUAAUCAAUAGAAAACCAAAUAUUGACAUCACUGGAACUUCUGGAAUAAUAUUAGAAGAUAUCAAGGGGAAUGUUGAACUCAAGGAUGUGUGCUUUAGCUACCCCGCAAGGCCUGAACAGUUGAUACUAGAUGGCUUAUGUCUACAAGUACCUAAUGGUACUACAAUGGCAAUAGUUGGGCAAAGUGGAAGUGGUAAAUCAACAAUAAUUAGUUUGGUAGAGAGAUUCUAUGACCCACAGGAUGGUGAAGUGUUAAUAGACGGAAUUAACAUCAAGACCUUGAAACUCCACUGGAUAAGAGGAAAAAUGAGUCUUGUUAGCCAAGAGCCAUUGCUUUUUAUGACCUCCAUCAAAGAUAACAUAACCUAUGGUAAAGAAAAUGCUACAGAUGAAGAAAUCAAGAGAGCAGCUGAGCUUGCAAAUGCAGCAAACUUCAUUGAUAAGUUGCCUAAUGCAUAUGACACAAUGGUGGGUCAACAUGGUGCUCAGCUUUCUGGGGGACAAAAGCAAAGGAUUGCCAUUGCAAGAGCUAUCCUUAAAAAUCCAAAAGUCCUCCUGUUGGACGAAGCUACUAGUGCAUUGGAUGUAGAGUCUGAGAGGCUAGUUCAAGAGGCACUAAAUAGGGUCAUGAUAGGGAGAACUACACUCAUUGUGGCCCACCGUUUGAGUACAAUCAAGAAUGCCGACUGCAUAGCAGUGGUUCACCAAGGAAAAAUAGUUGAUCAAGGUUCCCACGAUGAGUUGAUCAAGGAUCCCGAUGGAGCUUACUCUCAACUUAUUCAGUUACAACAGACUCAUACUGAAGAAAUGCAUGAUGUACAAUAUAGUGAGGUGUCAACUUCAAGACUUAAAAGUAGAAGUUUGUCUUUGGAACAAUCAAUGAUCAAUGAUUCUCCUAGAAAUAGAAGAAAAAACUCUUUAGCAAAACAUAUUGGCUCAUCUGGAUCCGAUGGAUUGCACAAGCAUGGUCUUACAGAUGAACCUGAAGAUAAAGAAUGUGGUGACAACAAGGAUAUUAAUAAAGCACCAAUCAGGCGACUUUUUAAUCUCAACAAGCCAGAAGCACCUAUUCUACUAUUAGCUAUUAUAACUGCUUUUGUGCAUGGACUUCUUUUCCCGAUAUUUAGUAUAAUGAUGUCUGGUGGUAUAAGAACUUUUUACUAUCCACCACACCAACUUCGAAAAGAUUCUAGGUUCUGGGCUUUGAUGUGCAUUCUAAUGGCAAUCAUUUCUCUGGUAUCGAUUCAAUUAGAAUAUUUCUUAUUUGGAAUGGCUGGUGGAAAACUUAUAGAACGUGUCCGCUGUUUGUCUUUCCAAAGCAUCGUCCAUCAAGAAGUUUCUUGGUUUGAUGAUCCUUCCCAUUCUAGCGGAUCACUUGGAGCAAAGUUGUACAUUGAUGCUUUGAACAUCCGACGCCUUGUGGGAGAUAACUUAGCCAUACUAGUGCAGUGCAUUGUAACGCUUAUUGCAGGAUUUACUAUAGCAUUUGCUUCUGACUGGAAGCUCACAUUGACCAUCAUGUGUCCGAUCCCUUUGGUGGGUUUGCAAAAUUAUGUACAAUUGAAGUUCUUGAAAGGGUUCAGUGAAGAUGCUAAGGUGAUGUAUGAAGAUGCAAGUCAAGUUGUAACUGAAGCAAUUGGUAGCAUUAGGACUGUAGCGUCUUUCUGUGCAGAGAAGAGAGUGAUUAAAACAUACAACCAAAAAUGUCAAGCUUCAAUGAAAGAAAGUAUUAGAAGUGGAAUGGUUGGAGGCCUAGGUUUCAGCUUUUCAUAUUUAAUGGUGUAUCUCACAUAUGCUCUUUGUUUCUAUGUUGGUGCACAGUUUGUACAUGGGGGGAAAUCAACCUUUAAAGAUGUCUUCAGAGUUUACUUUGCUUUAGUUUUCACAGCUUUUGGAAUUUCUCAAACAAGCGCAAUGGCAUCGGAUUCAUCAAAAGCCCAUGAAUCCGCAGCUUCAAUAUUAGCAAUCAUAGACAGAAAGUCCAAUAUUGACUCAAGCAUUGAUGAAGGAAUCAUACUAGAAAAGGUUAAUGGCACAAUAGAAUUGAAUCAUGUGAACUUCAAGUACCCAUCUCGCCCAGAUGUCCAAGUUUUAUGUGAUUUUACCUUAGGCAUCCCCUCCGGAAAGACUGUUGCACUUGUUGGAGAGAGCGGCAGUGGAAAGUCCACAGUAAUUGCUUUGCUGGAGCGAUUCUAUGACCCACAUUCUGGCACAAUCUCACUAGACAGAGUAGAACUUAAAAACUUAAAAUUGAGUUGGUUAAGAGAUCAAAUGGGAUUGGUAAGCCAAGAACCAAUACUUUUCAAUGACACAAUUCAUGCCAACAUAGCAUACGGGAGGAAAGGACAAGUAACCGAAGAAGAGAUUAUAGCUGUUGCUAAGGCAAGCAAUGCUCAUGAGUUCAUAUCAAGCUUGCCUCAGGGAUAUAACACUACUGUCGGAGAAAGAGGAACACAACUAUCUGGUGGGCAAAAGCAACGGAUAGCUAUAGCAAGGGCCAUCUUGAAGGACCCAAAAAUACUUCUAUUGGAUGAGGCUACAAGUGCCCUUGAUGCUGAAUCAGAGCGCAUUGUUCAAGAUGCACUAGAUCAAGUUAUGGUAAGCAGGACCACCAUUGUGGUAGCACACCGUCUGUCCACGAUUAAAGGGGCAGAUGUGAUUGCAGUCAUCAAGGAUGGUUCAAUCGCUGAAAAGGGACAACAUGACUCUCUCAUGAGGAUCAAUGGUGGAGUCUAUGCAUCGUUGGUAGACCUACACUCAAAGACAACAUAAAGAGAUGUAUUUUUUUCUCCCCUAGGUUUGUUCAUCUACAAGGUGGGAAAAUGCACACAAUAUUAUGCAUCAAAGAUAUAUGGAACAUCACUUAUUGCCUAUACUUUAGGUUUUGUUUGGCCUAAGACACCAAGGUAAAAUUGCACAAUAAUUUGUUUUCGUAGUUUCAGGGUAUUGGAUGACACGACAUAAAGAGAUGUAAUUUCUUUUACCCUAGCGUUGUUCAUCUACAAGCUGGAAAAAUGCACACAAAUAUUAUGCAUUAAAGCACGAGAAAAUUCCUUCUA